Messenger RNA from Ostertagia ostertagi, 443 nucleotides. NCBI's taxonomy places the organism in Eukaryota, Metazoa, Nematoda, Chromadorea, Rhabditida, Trichostrongylidae. The record is from the annotation of a GenBank genome assembly.
CUACGGACGAUUCGGUGGAUCGAGACUACGCUGAUCCUGGUCCAUAUGGUGAUCAAGAUGGUGAUCAGGUAUUUGUUCAGCGUGUGGUUCCCAACACGAAUCAGCUUUUCGUGAGACUGGCCUCUACUGGAGAAAGGAUAUGCACUAUUCGAUCUGUAGACGGAGCUGCAAUUUCGUCGUUCACUGUUCAUGAGUGUGAGGGUUCGAAUCGAAUGGGUAGCCGUCCGCGUCGCUUCCUGUUCUGCGGAACUACUAGCGGAAGUGUGCAGAUGUGGGAUUUGACCACCGCUUUGGAUCAGUAUAUGACUGCUCGCCAGUCUUCUCUCGCUAGCGCUCAAUCAACGACUAGUUUGGAUUCCCUGAAAACGUCGUCCAGCAGCGUGAAAAUACCGCCAACCAUGUUACAGGGAUUAAAUGGACGCAACACAACCAACAGGAAAUAU